Molecule: messenger RNA, 1054 nt
Organism: Nematostella vectensis (starlet sea anemone)
Lineage: Eukaryota; Metazoa; Cnidaria; Anthozoa; Actiniaria; Edwardsiidae
Product: dCTP pyrophosphatase 1
Exons: 5
Coding region: 212-676 (154 amino acids)
Biological process (GO): nucleoside triphosphate catabolic process
Molecular function (GO): nucleoside triphosphate diphosphatase activity
Source: RefSeq, a predicted model, not a curated record
ACGGUCGCGACGAUUACACAAUCAUUUAUCGACAUUUCUGCCGCAGGGACAGAGAUCCCGAUUUCCUGAAGAAGCCGCUGACCAAAAUCACAUGACGUCAUUUUGCCGCCAAAAUUUAGAAGUAGCCAUUAUCAAGCCAAGAUCUCUUGCUGAUCUGUGUUCGUUUGUUUGCUGCCGUUUUUUAAGUUUUUAACAAACUCUUUUUACUAUUAUGAUGAGCACAAGUGCCCCAGAGACUGAGGGUUGCAGUCCCGCAAAGAUGCCGAGAAGCGAAAAAGCCGAGAAACCACCGUUUCGCUUCGCCAACAAACUUUCUCUUGAAGACAUUCGACAGAAACAAAACAAGUUCGCUUCUGAGCGUGAGUGGGAUCAGUUCCACUCUCCAAGAAAUUUACUUUUGGCUAUGGUUGGUGAAGUUGGGGAAGUAGCAGAGCUUUUUCAGUGGAAAGGGGAGGUAAAAGAUGGAUUAGAAGAUUGGUCAGAAAAAGAGAGAACUCAUCUUGGUCAGGAGUUAAGUGAUGUACUUAUCUAUCUUGUACGGCUAGCAGAGAAAUGCCAUGUGGAUCUACCAUCUGUUGUUGUGCAGAAAAUAGCUCUGAAUGAGAAGAAAUACCCUGUCGAACUAGUAAAGGGAUCAAGCAAGAAGUAUACAGAAUAUGCAAGCAAAACAACAUAAUAAUAGAUAGAACAUUACAGCUUUAUUUUCCCUCUUUUAUUUAUUAUCAAUUAUGAGAAAUCACAUUUUUAGCCAGACAUUUAAAAUCUAUUUAAAAAAUGUUGUCAGUACAAAUGGCAUUGCUUAUACUGUCUUGUGCUUGUUAGUUAAAAGAUAAAUAAUAAGAGGUAUGGGGUGGAAAUAAGACGCAUGGUUUUAUUUUGCAAUAAGCAUUGCAGUGUCGACAUUUUGUAAGCUUAUCAUUGUGAUAACGCUUUUUUAUUUUUAGUACUAUUCAAAAUGUCAAAGGAGUAAAAUUCACAGGAUUCUACUAAAUGACAUUGUACAGAUAAUUACAAGUUGUGUAAAAAUAAUGUAAAAAAUAUAUAUUUGAAUUUA